CCAAUGGGAUGAGACGAGGUAUAUUUGAACGAUCAAAAGCGGGCUAGCAAACAUUCGAGAGGGAAACAAAGAGGGGUCAGCGUCCUACUACUUUUGGAACGGAAAUACUGGACUUAAGUACUUUUUCUGAUCAGGAUACUUUGGCAAUCAUAUAAGGUCUCCAUCAUGUCUCACAAACAGAUCUACUACUCUGAUAAAUAUGACGAUGACAAAUACGAGUACAGGCAUGUAAUGCUUCCCAAAGACAUUGCAAAGCGUGUACCCAAGACCCAUUUGAUGUCGGAGACCGAGUGGAGGAACCUGGGUGUCCAGCAGAGCCAAGGAUGGGUGCAUUACAUGAUCCAUCAGCCAGAGCCGCACAUCUUGCUGUUCCGGCGCCCUCUGGUAAAUCAGCCUAAAGUCAUAAGGGAGAGAAUUGCUGGGUCCUUGGAAGAUCAAUCAUGCUUGUCACAGAUCAACCCAAAAUAGGCAGUAUGCUGUCAGAUUACCAAGCUCUUCUAUGGUAGGUGACUUGUGAUUUGGGCUGAUCAUGUUGGACCCGGAGAAGGACUAUCACAUUUAUGAACAAUGGUUGUGGAAUGGAGUAUGCGUUGAAAAAAAAAAAAGAAUCUUCGCCCUUCUCUUAGGGAAAAGACUUCAUGGGUGUUAACAGCGACGUGCCGUAAGCCAGAAAAACUUCACUUACACUGUCUUUUUGACUUAAUUUAUCAGUCCGACUUGCUGAACCUGCUUGGAUAUUCCAGCUUUUUAGAACAAUUGUUAUAAGAUGUGGGGAGUGAAACUUGUUCAAACAUUUGAGUAAUUCUAACGGUGUAUUCUGGGUCAAGCUUGGGUCAGAACAUAAGCCAGACUGAAUAAUGGGAUCCUAAAUCAAGUUUGACUCUGGGUGCGGUUUAAAGUGACAUGUUGCUGCUUGGUUUAAAUGACGUGAAUUGGCAUUUAACACUUCUUUUUUUCAUGUGCAUCAAAAGCUGCGUCUAUGAGUCGUCUAGAAACUACUUUUUGAUCCCUUUUCCUGUAAAAGCAUAUCAGUUUUGGCCUGCUUUAAAAUAAAUCUUUUUGAGGGCUCUGAUUGACAGUGAGCUGCUCAGUAUUUAUGAAUGUGGUGCCCUUUCUGAAAUGAACGUAAACUUGUUUUUUCUUUUCAAAUCGUAUUAGUAUGGACUUUGGCAGUCUUUAGGGUAUACAACUAUUGUAUGGUUACACAGCCACUUGACACAUGAAAAUGCAUGUGGAAAAUAUUGUUAAAAAAGGCAGUUGAUUGCAGACUCUACCCUAAAAUGCUCUUAUAGAAUACAUCCAGGUCAUUGAGUGGAAUGUUGGAAGGGCAAUUGCAUUUAUCUCAGAUUGUGGUAUUGAAUGCUAUUUGCAUCAAGGCACUUGUUUUUCAUUCUCAUACUGUUCUGAAUACACCCACUCUGACGUGUUUACCUUCUGUCCCUUACUACCACAUACUGAGCUGCUCUGCUGUCACUGAGGCUAAAACCUUGCCUUUUGAAUAAUUGUUCUCUGAACUUGUGCCUUUUUUGUAAGGUUUUCUUUUGUAUAGUUCUUUGACAGGAUCAUUUAUUAUAAUGUGUAGGUAAAUGGCUGUUCUACCUUUUCAGAAUUAUUAAAGGAAUCCAUGCAAUCAAAUUAAAGUGCAUGCAUUUAGUCUUUGAUGAAAUGUGUUGGAUGACAUCUCUGUCCCCUUGUAUGGUAAUCUUGAAAAUAACACUAGAAUAUUGGAUUACUACAGAUGGGAGUGUGGAAUUGAUAAUACCCCAUUUUGCAUUCUAACAUUAUAUGGCUGUAUCAAAAUGGAAAUAUUUCCUCUACAAUAUACACCUAUGUCAGCACUAGCAAAUUUAGUGAAAGUUUUUUUUUUUUUUUAUCCUCAUGUAAUGGCUGGUGAAAACACAAAUCCACCAGACUACAGCAUGGAAUUCUUGAAUACACCCUUUCUCCUAACUAUUCUCUUGUCUUAUCCUGUUUCCUGUCUCUGAAAAAUAAAAGGAAAAUGCUAAAGAUUG
This is a messenger RNA of Perca flavescens (yellow perch), 2012 nucleotides long. RefSeq names its product CDC28 protein kinase regulatory subunit 1B (gene cks1b). Gene Ontology annotation, molecular function: cyclin-dependent protein serine/threonine kinase regulator activity. Bases 166 to 468 code for a protein of 100 amino acids. The record is from RefSeq and is a predicted model, not a curated record. Lineage: Eukaryota; Metazoa; Chordata; Actinopteri; Perciformes; Percidae. The transcript is spliced from 4 exons.